AUGGCUAAGGAUUAUCCGCAGUUCCUGGAAAUUGAAAGGUGUGUUUGCUCGAGGUUGUGGUACACGACUUUGGUCACUCUCAACACCGAGAUUGAAACGUGCCACUCAGCAAACUACGAUUGCGAUGAUAUCGAGCACCUAAAGCAUCUAAUCGACACAAAUCUACAAAUAUACAAUGAUAAACAGCAGUACGAGUGGAUUAGUCAGAAAUUAAUACUAGGACUAGAUGAUUCCCUGGAAACCAAAGAAAAUUUAAAAACUAUUCAAUUUCAUUCCAAUUUACUUUUAAUCAAUGAUUCAAUUCCAGAAGAUAUAGAAAAGGAACUGUUGGAGCUUUUUAGAGCAAUUUUACGUGCCAAACAGGAAGAUACUGAUUCUGAAAAAGAAAUUUCUUUACCUUCAUCACUAUUUUUGGAAACUAAUUUGUGCAUUAGUCCAGCAUUGACUUGUUGGCUUUUCAAUGAUUUAUUUCAUGUGUGGCCUAUACUAUCAGAUCUAGUUUUGCAAAAUAUUCAUGCAAACGCUAUAAAAAGAAUAGUUAAGAAAGAAAAUAUUAACAACACUUUAGGAACAUUUCUCUGUAUUUUAUCAAAAUUAAAUAUCAGGGAAUCUGAGGAAGAUAAGUGGUUGAAUUGGCUGUAUCCUCGCGUAUUUGAUAUUUGUAGUUUCCAUGAUGUAGAGUUGGCACUUUAUUCUAGAAAAAAUGCAAAAUUCUUGAAAGAGUGGCACAAAUUUGUAGACAGCAAAUAUUUUAGAUCAUUGCCUGCCCAUGACGUAAUCCAUGCUAAAAAAAUUAGCCACCUGAUGUUGUUUAAUCAUAAUAGCGAUUUUAUGAAACCUCAACCAUCUGCCAAAGAAUUUGCUUUAAGAGUAAUCAAACGAAACGUUCAUUGGCUAUAUGAUAUUUUGGAAAUCAACACAGCUUUCUUGAAUAACGGACAAUAUGACGAAAUUGGCAAAAUCAUGUCUUGUCCACUGCUACGACAUAUUUGGCCCGUGACAUUGUUUUAUUUUUUGGAUAAUUUACCUGACGUGAGAAUCACGGCCGAAGAGGAAACGUGGCAAACAAGUUUUAGCCUGUGCGAGUCUCUAAAGUUUUUGUUAAACAAGUGCAGCCACAGCCAAUACGAGUACCAGCCGAUUCUCGUAAAUCUCACCGAGUGCUUGAACAGCCAGGUAGCCGUGAUCAAAUGGAUUUUAGAAGGCAGGAGAAAAUGCACGUCCGUCACCUUGGAUCAGAGCUUAUCAGUAAAGCGUAUACUAGACAGAUUGCAAGACCAAAGUAUACUAGGCGUGAUUAAAAAAUUUAUGGACAUCCACGAGUGCGAUGACAAUGAGAUAACGAGUCUUGUGAACGGUAAGGAUGAAGCCGUCAAAGUAUUCAGGGCAUACAAAAUCAUGCAGACCGCCCUCAAAGCCGUGCUCGCCAACGAAGCGAGCGACGAGACAGCACCGCACUACUUUGCCCUGCUGGAAUCAUCUUUGAACGCGUUAGAUCCGCUGAGCUUUAGACUAGAGCUUGUCGAGAACGUAUUUUCGAUGCUGUUCCUGCGACACGACGCGCACUUCCACGCGACGGACAACAGUCUGGAGGAGGACGGCUACGAGAGCAGCAGCUCGGGCUGCGAGAGCCGCGAACCAGAUACACCUGAGCGGCACGGCUUCGUUUGUAGCGUGGGCUCGGUCAAGUGUCUGCUAGAUCAUCUGAAGCGCUGCCUCGCGCAGCUGGGGAUCGACUUUGCCAAGCUGAGACGCGAGCUCGGCUCGGACGGCGAGUUCGAGCUGCUGCAUCAACGCAUCGUCCGCAUGGACGUAAUUCUGGCUGACGCAGCUUGGCGUCUCGAAUUGCUCACCCGUCACGAGUCCGGGGAUGCGGACGCGCGAUUGCUCGUCGUCGACAGGCCGAGCUUUUCAUACGGGUUGGCUGGCCAAGCUUUGUUUUACAACGAUCCGAGUGCCAGCUCGGACGAGGAGAGCAGGUCCGAAGAGUUGGAAGCCUCGUCCGAGGCCAGUAGCUCAACCGACAAUACGAGCAAGCGUGGCAGUAAAAAACGGAGCAAAGCUCACGCGAGCGCCACGACCACGCCGAGCAACGAGACUUCCGUCGAUUCCAAGCUCGUUGUCAACUUUAUGCUGGCGUCGAAAGAAAGCUUUGUCCUUCAGUGCCUCUGGAAAGCCGAUCACGCGAGAGCUCAGCAAGUCAUCGAGAUGUUUGACAUGAAGGGCACCCAAUUGGACGGUCAAGUUAGGUUUUCCCAGGCGAUGCGCCAUUUUCGAGAUGAAGUGACGAAACAAGUGAACUCCUCCACGGACACUGUUGAUUCCGCUUCCAAGAGAAAACAAGAGCUUCAAAUACUCGAGAACAUUCGUCAAGCGGCGCAAGGUGGCUACCAAAACUCUCGGCUGACCAGUCAGCUGGAGACAUUUUUGGCCUCGCAGGAGUCGAACGCCCGUCUCGCGAGCGAUUCGGGCGACGCCCGUGAAAUCCUGGCCCUCUGCGCCCUCGAUCUGAGCCUCACCUCAACUGUCCCCGAGUGCUCUUCCAGCAGUCUCCUGGACGUGGCGGCAAAACGCGUCAGGUCAUUGGCAAGCCAGCUCGAGGGUGGCCGCCACGUGCAUCACCUCGACGAUCUGCAGCGACUCGUCCAGGAGCCCAAGCUCGCGAAGGCAAACAGCUCGAUCCCGGGUUUGCUCUGCGAUGCAAGGGUGUCGCUGAAGAUUCAAGAGUGGAGAGAGAAAACGGAGUUUUGGCAAAGACUUUUGGAAAAAAGUAAGCUCUUCCAGGCGAGCCAGACAAUUUCACAGAUCGACGGGCUUGAGCGUGACGAUGGCGAGACGUUGCUCGAUGACAUAGCUGAACUUUGCAGCAACAAUCAAGAAAAACACCUGCACAAGAUAAUGGCGCAUCUGCAAAUUUUGCUCUCAAUGGUUCCUAACGAUGAACGAGGCGCAUUUACUACUGAGUUGUCUUUGUUGAGUAAAUCCUUGAAUGGCUACUUUGGGCAUCAGAUUUUCGAUUUAAACAUCGAGCCUGAGAGUCUCGAUAUCGUGGCCCAUAAAUUAGGAGUUAAUUUAGUUCACAGUAUAUUAGUCAAUUGCUGUCCAAAGCUCACCUGUUACGAAUCGCUGCGCACUGCUGAUAGUGAUACAUGGGGUUGCGUAGUUCUCAAUAAAUCCUUUAACAACAAUAACAGCGGUACGGUAGUACAAAAGCCGUUAGAUCCUAAUCAGUGUGUGACGAAUAUUUUAUUAGAAUUAAUUCAAGCUAUCGAACGUUUUUAUCCGGAUCGCGCGAGAAUAUCGAAUAAGAAUUUCGAUAAAUUGAUCCACGAUUCGGAAAUUCAGCAAAUUUUGAACAAAACAACACUUUUGCAAUUUUUGGAUCUAAGUGAAUUAUCGGAUGGCGAACAAACAACGGCUUUUUUCUUAAAUCUCUGGAAUCUCUUAUUUUUACAUGCUCAGUUGAGUGUCUGGGCAAUGGAACCUCCUUUUAACGCGCUCAGAUAUUUAAUUUCGUUAUCUUCAAUCAAUUAUCACGUUGGAGACUUGGGACGCAUUUCCUUAGCAACUCUAAGAUCUAAGCUUCUGGGAGGUAUGACGUGGGAUCGACAAUUCUUCUCACAUACCGAAGACCUGAAUGAAAUAGCUUGGCAGGAUCUGGAUCUCGUUUAUGAUUCCCGAGUCAUUUUUGCAAUGGCAAAUGAGUUUUCUGAAACUCCUGCGAUUCGUAUUUAUUCUCCGCAAACUCUUAAUCAAGACUUAAACGAGGGUCUUCGUGAUUAUCUCAAUUACUAUUGCACAAGAGAAUCUGAAAUUGAAAAUAAAAAUAGCGAUUCACAUGAAGAUACUCAAAUCGUGUAUUUACCAAAAAUUGUAGAUUACGAAAAUUUUGUAAAAAGUAGCAUCGUGAAUUCACAAUGUAGCAAUACAACCAAUAAUGAAUCGAGCCAAAAUAUUUCUUUUGUAAACAAUUAUGUUCGUGAGCAUUUGAUAAGUGGAACAUCGGAUAUAACUGUUAUCAACUACAAGCCAGUUACAAAAUCUUAUGAUGUACUUUUAAAGUAUGAAAAACACAAUGUAACGAGAUUCGAAUUAUCCGCAAAACGGAGCACGGAUAUCGAUUGCCAUAAUGUGGAAAAGUGGUCCUCGAGAUCUUUAAAAUCAAAUAUUCUACAUUAUUUAGAAGGUCAUUGCUGGCUGCUAUCCUACCUUGUCAAGUGUUUGCAUAACAAAGGCUCUCAUACAAUGGGCAAUAGCUGUGAUAACAUAAAAAGGACUGCCUGUUUCGAAAGCAUUUCCUCGUCUUCGUGGAUAUCUACUUUGGCUACCGUUUUGUUUGAUGACAAUCCAGUCCUAGCCGCAGUGUCGGAAAACCUAUCGUUGAACGAUCUGUGGAUUUAUUUAGAAAAAUGUUUAAAGACUGACCGAAUUCAAGACUGCCUUGACAUUAUCCAGGCCUUACCUAAUAAAUUUUUGAUGAAAUCCACGGAAAUACAAUAUCUGAAGGAUAAACUUCUCUGCGAAUUAAUUAACAGAAUAGAGAUAAACUCGGAUACCGAAAAAAAGCUUUUACAGUACAUUUAUCAAAUUAAAGACGUCAAUACUCUGGCUCAAAUGAUACUUUUUAACAUUCAUAAGUGGCCUGUUUAUCUAUGCCAAGAUGCUCUUUCCCAUGCAUUGCACCACGUCGAUAAGGAUAAGCUUCCAUCUCAUUGUAGGUUUAAAAUGAAUGAAACACUCUGCAGGGUAACCGUCUUUCAUAAAAUGCUGCCAAAUUGCGAAAAUAAAGAUUUAAAUUCUACGUGGCAAGAUGUUCUGAAUUACACUGAAAAAACUGAUCCUGUUUGUAUAGUCCAGUCCCUUGUGGAGGCUGAUAAAUUCGAAAUAUGCCUCGAGUGGUUGAAAUACCAAUCAUUCACGUUGGAAAUUCAAUCUCUCGUUAUGCAAGAUUUGCUCAUGGGUCUUUUAAAAAAUGACAACGCAGACUUCAAAAACGCCCAUAAACUUUUAACAACUCUACCAAAGCGUCAGUCUAUGAAAUUAUGCAAAGGUGUUCUCAAAAGACUGGAAUCAAUCAGGGCAAUGAAAUUUGUAGUGGGAUAUUUGAUGGAAAAUUGUGAAGCUCAUAAAACGAUAAUAUAUCACAGACGAUUUUUAGGCGUUGAAAUUCUCGAUCAGCUUGAACCUAAAGAUCGUUUCCAUUAUGCCCAUUUGAUAAAGGAACCUUUCUUAAUGCUGGAACAGCUGUUGAUGAAUUGUAAAUUAAAAAUUCUUUCCGUAAUCUUAGAUGUCAUUCAAAAAUCACCUAGUCUUCCAAAGUCUGGCAUCACAAUGGAAAGAUUCGACGAAUCAGUUAGAUUUUAUGCUGGAAAGGCUUUAGACUUUAGAAUAUCCUUGCAGCGAGACGGGAUUGAUUCUAAGCCUAAAGAUGGCUCUUUAACGGCGUCUUUGAGUAGCGAAACAAAAACUACCGAAUUCACAAUGCCAAUAAAUGUGCCAACAAAAGAAGAAUGGAUUCCCAACGACAAGGCUAGAGAAUGUAAUUCGUGCAAGGUCGUGAUAUUCUCGAUGUUUAAUCGCCGUCAUCACUGCCGUCGUUGCGGUCGAGUCGUUUGUGCCGCUUGCUCCCAGCAACGCAUGCAGGUUUCUGGUUAUCCUAAAUCGGUGCUUGUGCGCGUCUGCGACGACUGCAAGCAAGCAACGGCACUACAGACGCAAACAGCCCAAGGUACGCCCUCGAUCGCAAACAGCAUCGCGUCCUCGGACUCCUGGAGACUGACAACCGACGAAACGCACAACAAAUCUGUUCGCGAAGAAUUUUCAUUCGAGCAUGCGCCUAAUGUAUCCAUGUGCCUGUCCAUCAUGAGCCUGCAUUCGGAUCACAAGGCUUAUGCAAGUUUUAUGCUCGACCACUGUCAUGAGAUGAAAAGACUGCUACAGCCCGGGCCAGGUGGACGUAUCAACCCUGAAAUCGAUCACACCCUCAUCAUCAAGAUGAUCAGAUCCCUACUAAUAGCCGUGAAAAUGAAGUGUGCUAAGCUCGGUUGGAAUGCCGGGUUGGCGCACUGUGACCGUUUUCUCUCCCAAGUGGACUUGAUUGCCACUCUUGUGCAGUCCGACUGCCUCGCUCUCAUUCCUACGGACGACAGUCUGGACGAGCACGUACUCAGAAAAUUACGGGAUCUGCUGACCGAGAAGGAACAAUGGCAACUUGCGCUCGAUGUCAGCACCAAGGCUGGACUAGACACUCAAGGAGUUUGGGCUGCUUGGGGAAAAGCUUAUUUAAAGGCUGGUCAUUUUGAUCGCGCUAGAAUCAAGUUUUCUCACUGUCUAGAAAAGGUAUUGUACGAAAAUCUUAGUGAUUGGGUCAUUUUAACGUAUCCUGAAUCUGAAAACAAAGGCAAUGAAAAUUUGCUUGAAACGUUUGGACAGCCAAAAUCUGAAGAUUCGCCAAACCGAGGACGUCAGGCGAUAAAAAGCCGACCAAUCAAGGAUCCUCCUCUAGUUGUCGAAAUCUUACAAAUUUUAGAAAACCAAAGACAACUUAAUCCCAACGAUUCUCAGAGCGCGAUUCAGUCCAAAACAGCUGUAGCGCAAGAAAUUUUGACAACUCUCAACAGUCUAAAGUCUGUCAGUCAAGGUCAAUUUUCUCUUGUUAACAAUUGGAAUUCGCGUAACGUAUACUACGAAGAAAGCUUGCACUAUUUGCUAAAUUACGCAAGUUUCUCCUCCAUCCUUGAGUUUUACAUAAAAUACGAAGAAUUCCAAAAGUGUCUGGACUUUAUAUUGGAGAACAACGUUGAUCCCGAGCUGUUUUUCAACAGUAUAUACAUUCGCUGUCUAAAUGUUGGGAAUAUUGAAAAACUUCUUGGUGCUAUGAGGGCCAAUGAUCCAAGCCUUCUCAUGUACAAAAAAUAUCUAGUCUACACAUGUCAUAGUCUGGAGAAAAAGCAAUUUUUGCAUACACUGUACCAUCUGCAACUAUACAUGCAAGAUUUUAUUCGAGCAGCUAUGGCAUGCUUUCGUUUUUACACCCAGGACGCUCGCGAUUACGUUGAUUUGUACUCGAAAUCACACUUUUUAGUAGAAGCUCAAAAACACUUGGAAACUGAAUUAAAUGUCUACAACAAAAGUGUCAGCUCGUCCCUCAGUACAUCACAUGGUGGCCUUACAAUGGAAAUGGAGCCUUCAGAGAUAGAUAAGCACAUCAAUACGAUAUCCAGACAACUUGAAAUCGUCAAAUUUUUAAAUCAUGCCGAAAAAGAGGGUCGGCUUGUUGGACCUUACCUCCAGCGCUUGCUCGCUCUCGAUACGGAAAGCGUUCAUUGUAAUGAAUUACCAACGUUAUUUGGAAACCAACAGCAGAAAACGCGACUGGCUGUUUUAGCUAUGCUAUGUGGACGUAACAUAGAGGAAGGCUUCGGAAUUGCCUUUAGAAUAAUGCAAGAUUACAAUUUGCGUCCCCAGAAGGUAUAUUCCGUAGCUGGUCAUGUUCUGGCAUUGGAAAAAAAAGUACUUUUCAUAGAGCAGUUGACCAAGUGCGUGAUAAGCUCGGGUGCGCCCGAUUCUAAACUGAUAUCUGAUCGCGUUUUAAGCCACUGUGUAAAGUUAUUGCUGCACAAUUUCGAAGCAGAGAUAGAUUUAGAAUUUAAAGAUAAGAUCGAUUGUUUGAUAAGAUUAAUCAGUGACGUUGAGCUGAAGAUAAAUUCGUACAUCGAAAGUAAACAGUUGAAAGCUGCUUACCUCUUGGCUGUUAAGCUGAAAAAACCAAUCGCUCAAGAAAAAAUUAGAAAAAUUGCGAAAGAAGCUGAUAGACUCGGUCAGACUCCGGUGUGCGCAAUUUGUAAUAAAUGGUUGAGUAACGGUUCUUCGUAAUCUUCUUUCGUAAAAAUUUGUGUAUGACAU
Copidosoma floridanum is the source of this 7905-nucleotide messenger RNA. It is a transcript of the gene Sptz, whose product is annotated as zinc finger FYVE-type containing 26 spastizin. Gene Ontology annotation, cellular component: lysosomal membrane; midbody; centrosome. The record is from RefSeq and is a predicted model, not a curated record. NCBI's taxonomy places the organism in Eukaryota, Metazoa, Arthropoda, Insecta, Hymenoptera, Encyrtidae. Gene Ontology annotation, biological process: double-strand break repair via homologous recombination; mitotic cytokinesis; regulation of cytokinesis. Gene Ontology annotation, molecular function: metal ion binding; phosphatidylinositol-3-phosphate binding.